AAGUUGGUUGCAUUUGUCAAUACUUGGGAACAGAAUAACAAGGGUCGUCGAAUGAAUUGGUCUGCCUGUUGGGAAGAAGGAAAGAAGAAGGGCCUGUUCACAGAGUACUCGAAUAGCCAUAGUUUGAAGAAUGUAUACCAUAAGGUAAAAAAUGAUUCUUAA
Molecule: messenger RNA, 162 nt
Organism: Zychaea mexicana
Lineage: Eukaryota; Fungi; Mucoromycota; Mucoromycetes; Mucorales; Lichtheimiaceae
Exons: 1
Source: RefSeq, a predicted model, not a curated record